AAACGCUCACUCCCCGCUCACUUAACCCGCUCACCCUAAGGGCCCACCUCCAGGUGCCUUUAGUUACAAACGCUCUAUUUCUUAACCGAAGUCCAAAAGAAUUAUGUCUGGCGAAGGUGGUUUCAACGAUGAGGCUUACGACCGCGGCAUGCAGGAGCUGCUCGCCGAGGAUGGCGCCGAGAACGGCGAGAUGACCAUCACCGACUGGACCGAGGUUCACGAGACUUUCGACUCGAUGAACCUCCACGAGAACCUCCUUCGCGGCAUCUACGCGUACGGUUUCGAGAAGCCCUCCGCUAUUCAGCAGCGCGGCAUCGUGCCCUUCACCAAGGGCCUCGACGUGAUCCAGCAGGCGCAGUCCGGUACCGGUAAGACGGCCACCUUCUGCGCCGGCGUCCUGCAGCAGCUCGACUACGAGAAGGAGGAGUGCCAGGCGCUGGUGCUCGCCCCCACGCGCGAGCUCGCGCAGCAGAUUGAGAAGGUGAUGCGCGCGCUCGGCGACUACCUCAACGUGAAGUGCCACGCGUGCGUCGGUGGCACGUCCGUGAGGGAGGAUCAGCGCAUCCUCCAGAGCGGCGUUCACGUCGUCGUCGGCACCCCCGGCCGCGUGUACGACAUGCUCCGCCGCCGCGCUCUCAAGCCGGAUUACAUCAAGAUCUUCUCCCUCGACGAGGCGGAUGAGAUGCUCAGCCGCGGUUUCAAGGAUCAGAUUUACGACAUCUUCCAGCUGCUCCCCUCCAAGCUCCAGGUUGGCGUGUUCUCCGCGACCAUGCCCCCCGAGGCGCUCGAGAUUACGCGAAAGUUCAUGACGAAGCCGGUGCGCAUUCUCGUCAAGCGCGACGAGCUCACCCUGGAAGGUAUCAAGCAGUUUUACGUCAACGUCGACAAGGAGGAGUGGAAGCUCGACACCCUCUGCGAUCUCUACGAGACGCUCGCCAUCACCCAGUCCGUCAUCUUCGCCAACACCCGCCGCAAGGUUGACUGGCUCACGGACAAGAUGCGCGCCCGCGACUUCACCGUCUCCGCCACCCACGGUGACAUGGACCAGAACACCCGCGACAUCAUCAUGCGCGAGUUCCGCUCGGGCUCCUCCCGCGUGCUCAUCACCACCGACCUCCUCGCCCGCGGCAUCGACGUCCAGCAGGUGUCCCUCGUCAUCAACUUCGACCUCCCCACCCAGCCGGAGAACUACCUCCACCGCAUCGGUCGUUCCGGCCGUUUCGGCCGCAAGGGUGUGGCCAUCAACUUCGUCACCAAGGAUGACGAGCGCCUCCUCCAGGACGUGCAGCGCUUCUACCAGACCGUCAUCGAGGAGCUCCCCUCCAACGUCGCCGACCUCAUCUAAGUACCUCUUCAUGCCUCACCGCAGUUGUGCCAGAGCGUGCCGUACAGUCAUCGAGCAUCAAGAGUACUUCAAGGGUCUUGUUCCACCACCAAGCUCUUCAAGAUGAUGAACGCGACAUCAACAACACCAAGCAAUAUUACAAGCAUAUUUUAGUGCGUCCGGCUGAAGUGCCGGCGCUUGCAUCGCAUAGAACUUGCGCUACAUUGCGCGCAGCAAUCUUUAAUAUAGCUCCUCGGAAAGGAAAGGAAAAUUAAAAC
This is a messenger RNA of Micromonas commoda, 1602 nucleotides long. RefSeq lists its product as hypothetical. Gene Ontology annotation, molecular function: RNA helicase activity; RNA binding; ATP binding. The coding region runs from base 104 to 1345 and encodes 413 amino acids. The record is from RefSeq and is a predicted model, not a curated record. The transcript is spliced from 4 exons. NCBI's taxonomy places the organism in Eukaryota, Viridiplantae, Chlorophyta, Mamiellophyceae, Mamiellales, Mamiellaceae.